UACUGCCACUGUGAUAGUGUUCUCUCUCUAGCGAUUCUGAUGAGUUGCGUGUCCCCUCAUUGUUUCUUACUAGAGACAGUGGAAAUCUACUCAUCCCAAUCCAAAAUCGCUGUUCUUUUUGUUGUUUUUCUUUUCAAAUUUAUAUAUUUAUUUAAUUUAAAGAACAGAAAAAAGAACGAGGUUUAUCAUCAUUAUCAGUGUCUCAGAUCAGAUGGCUUCUUCUUCUUCUUCUUCUUCUUCUUCUUCUUCUUCAAUUUACUCUCAAAUUUCUCUGAAGGUUGGCCGGUCCUGGCAACUCCAUUCUACUCAUGAUGGGGUACAGCGGCGUGUCAUAUCCGUUGGUAUUGGAGGUUCGGAUACUGAAUUGUUUGGAACAAGAGUGGUGGAAACGAUCGGGACAAAGCUAAGCAACAAAUGGAGUUUUGCUGGUGGAUCUAGAUUUGUUGUCAUAUCGGAUGUUCCUAAAUUAAACCCCUUUAGGAAAUGCUGUGGAGUUUCUGCUUCUUGGUAUGCAGGCUCUCAAAUUGCUAGCAGCGCGUUCACUCUAGGAACAGUUGCUGUUCUUCCAUUCUAUACCCUCAUGGUUCUAGCCCCAAAAGCCGAGUUGACAAAGAAAUCUGUGGAGAGUGGUACACCAUAUGUCGUCCUUGGUCUACUGUAUGGAUAUCUGUUAUACCUAUCUUGGACGCCUGAUACCAUUCGGAUGAUGUUCGCAAGCAAAUACUGGUUGCCUGAGCUGCCAGGUAUAGCGAAGAUGUUCUCCAGUGAGUUGACGUUAGCAUCUGCAUGGAUUCACUUGUUGGCUGUCGAUCUCUUUGCUGCAAGGCAGGUGUUUCUUGAGGGCCUGGAGUUUGAUGUCGAGACCAGGCAUUCAGUUUCUUUGUGUCUGCUUUUCUGCCCAAUUGGAAUAAUUGUUCAUGUAAUGACAAAGUUAUUAACAAAAAGAUCCAGUAAUACCUAGCAAUGCAUGUAAUAGUCUCAAUAAAUUAUCGCAGAAUCAAUGAACUUGAGUGAGAAUCAUAUUUGACAACACUUUUGAGCUAAAUUUUGUACAGAAACAAGGAUCUUUUUCUUUCUAGGAGAUGCUGGUUUUACUUUUUUAUGUACUGAAAUUGAAAUGAUGCCAUGGCUGGCUUUUAACAUAGUUUUUAUUUUCUAGAG
This is a messenger RNA of Papaver somniferum (opium poppy), 1161 nucleotides long. Its product is annotated as protein ABA DEFICIENT 4, chloroplastic-like. NCBI's taxonomy places the organism in Eukaryota, Viridiplantae, Streptophyta, Magnoliopsida, Ranunculales, Papaveraceae. The record is from RefSeq and is a predicted model, not a curated record. Bases 212 to 961 code for a protein of 249 amino acids. The transcript has 6 exons.